CUUUUCCUGGAAGGUACUAGUUCUUUUACCUGUACAAUUCCUUCAGCUUCCUGCGGUCGUGGAGAAGAUGAAAAUGAGACACACCAACGACAGACACAACAAGCACCGCAGGCCUGUGCUGCAGGCGCGGCAGGCGAUGGGGCAUCGGGAAUUGAUGAGAGUGGAACACCACCAGGAGAGCGAGAGGACGAGGGGAUGGCAGACGAACUCUUUGCUGACUUGAAAUCUGUGGAUGUUCUGCCGGUCGCAGAGGUACAAGUCGCAGAGGACUCGACGUCGAUUCGUACGGUGUGCGUGAGAGCGAUGGUACACCAGGCCACCCUGGAUUUGGUCGAGGAUCUAGUGACCACGGCCAACAGCUUGGCCACAGACUGGUUUACCUUGAAGUGCGAUUCCAAACUUCGCCGCUACGCAAAAGAAGACCAGCAGAGCCUUCGCGCUGCCAUGGAGGCGAGCAAGCUUGAAGACGAAGAUGAG
Messenger RNA from Amoebophrya sp. A25, 477 nucleotides. Lineage: Eukaryota; Dinophyceae; Syndiniales; Amoebophryaceae. The record is from the annotation of a GenBank genome assembly.